This is a messenger RNA of Medicago truncatula (barrel medic), 1254 nucleotides long. RefSeq names its product death-associated inhibitor of apoptosis 1. The transcript has a single exon. The record is from RefSeq and is a predicted model, not a curated record. Bases 358 to 1011 code for a protein of 217 amino acids. NCBI's taxonomy places the organism in Eukaryota, Viridiplantae, Streptophyta, Magnoliopsida, Fabales, Fabaceae.
AGAGGAAAAUCCUGACUACCAUUUCCUCAUCUUUGUUUGUUGUCUCUCUCUCUCUCUCUCACACACACAAAUCUCAAUCUCUUCUUCUUCUAAAUUGUCCCCUCUUCACUUUACUUCCCUUUCUUAUCUCUCACACACUUCCUUCCAACAAACUUUCCAAUUUGAACGAAUGAGUGUCCAAAUUAAUCUAUUUUAAUUUUAUUUAUUCAUACUUUGGACACUUCUUUCUUCUCUUUUUCUCUGUUCCCCCAUGAUUUAUACUACCGUACAACGCACCUCACCGGAUCUCGCUUCUAUCUGAUCCGUUUCAUCUAUUUCUUUCUUUCUUUCUUCGCAACUUCUAGAAACCGGGUCAAUAUGAGUCAACUCGGUCUCAUAUUGCAGGAAUCACUUCGUUCUCAGAGAGAAUCAAGAACCAUUCUCGGUUUAUUAACCGAACAAAUGGACGCUUUAGAUUCAGGAACCACCAGAAGACGCAGUCUUAAAGAACGCUUCAGAUUCACCGGUAUGGGUUGUUGUGGUGCCACCUGGGUUUUCCGUCCAAUUAUCCGCCAUGAACAUCAUCAUCAACGAAACGAAGAAGGUGAAGCUACGGUUGAACAACAGCAACAGCUACAAGUUCAAGAUCAAGAUCCGAACCCAGUUGAACCGGAAUGUGAAGCUCCGGCGGGUUCGUCUGGUUCUGGAAUGAAUCUAGCGGCGGCUUUGGCGGCGGAGCGGCAAAUGAGGGUAUCGGAGGAAGCCAGUGGCGGAGAAGGAGCAACGCCGUGGAGAGUUUCGUUGAUGAAACUGUUGGAGGAAACGGAAGGUGAAAAUGAGAGUAAUGCUGGUGCGGUAGUUGUGGAAGGGAGUGAUUCGGUGUGCUGCGUGUGCAUGGGAAGAAAGAAAGGUGCAGCGUUCAUACCGUGUGGACACACUUUUUGCAGAGUGUGUUCAAGGGAACUGUGGUUGAAUCGAGGAAAUUGUCCCCUUUGUAAUCGUUCUAUUCUCGAGAUUCUCGAUAUUUUCUGAAUUUCAUUACCACUUUCUUGGAUCCUUGAAUCAAUCCUCUUCCCAUUUUCUUCAUGUUAGUUAGGUGUAAUAGUAACAUGAGACUUUCAAUUUCUUAAAUUUUCUUUAGUUUGAAUUUCGUGAUAAUUUAAUUUUGGUAGAUUUUUGUCUUUAUCUUAGUAUUGGGGGCAGUGGUGGGGACCUAAGCAAUGCAGAAAAGCUUUUUCUAAAUAAAGAAUAAGAUGAAGGAAUUGUUACUUUUAA